Messenger RNA from Aspergillus thermomutatus, 2042 nucleotides. Its product is annotated as DNA-directed DNA polymerase delta subunit POL31. Gene Ontology annotation, biological process: DNA replication; DNA strand elongation involved in DNA replication. The record is from RefSeq and is a predicted model, not a curated record. The annotation marks the transcript as partial. The transcript has 8 exons. Gene Ontology annotation, molecular function: DNA binding. Gene Ontology annotation, cellular component: delta DNA polymerase complex. Lineage: Eukaryota; Fungi; Ascomycota; Eurotiomycetes; Eurotiales; Aspergillaceae.
AUGGCUACCAGCACAGCGGAGGACGUGUUCUUGCAACCCCCAAGUGACGAACAAUGCUCGCCUGUCUAUCGCGAAACCUCCCACUACAACCCACUUCAUACCUUCAAACUCACCUCCGGCAAUGAGAGGCAUUACCAGCAACAAUAUGGCGACAUGUACUUCUUGCGACUCGCACGACUGAAACCGGUGGUGGAAGAGGUUGGAAUGGACGCAUGGGAAGGAUUCAGUAUCGCCGGAGAACGUGCUCGUCGCGUAGAGCGAGUGCUCGAUGUCCGACAAGGCGAACUCUGCUGGGUCGCUGGGACGGUCUACAUGGACAUGCCCUUGAAGCCGAAUAUCCUCGAUGAUCUUUCCAAAGAGAGCCAUACCCUAGUCCCUCCGCCCCUUCGCACUUACCAGGAUCCCGCUCAUCCGGAAUUGACUCAAAUCAUGUUAGAAGACGAGUCGGGCCGCCUGCGGUUAACAGGGAAUCUUCUGGGAUCAACUCAACUCGCGACAGGAGCCAUUAUAGCUGUAUUGGGGACGGAGAAUGCGAAUGGUGAUUUUGAAACCAUCGAUAUCAGAGUGCCUGGCCUGCCUCAGCAGCCUCGUCGGUGGGAGCGAAACGAAGACAAAAUGAAUGGAAAAGAGCCGCACAAGGGCAAGAUCGCCUUUGUGAGUGGUCUCGGGAUUACGGGGACAUCGAGUGACACUCUUGCGCUGGAACUUCUGACAGACUAUCUUCUUGGGUACACAGGGUCAUUGGGGGGAACGAAGAGCCCUUCGACGUCGGAUGCAUCUGCAAUCACACGGCUUAUCAUUGCCGGAAACUCACUUGGGGCUAAUGUGACGGCCGAGGCAGCAUCGACUGGCACGGAGACGGGAGCGGCCGUGAAGAAGAAGAAUGCCCCGAGAAAGUAUGGAUACGACGCCUCUGCAUACAACGCCUCGCCCAUCACACAACUAGACAACUUCCUCGCGGAGAUCCUGCCGAGCAUACCUGUGACUCUCAUGCCGGGCGAGAGUGAUCCGGCGAACUUUGCACUCCCUCAGCAGGGGAUCCACCGAGCUAUGUUUCCACGAGCUAGAGCAUACUGUGCUCCGCCCCCGUCCGGCGAGGAAGCUGCCGAGCCGGGCUGGUUCGACAGUGUCACAAACCCAUGGGAAGGAGAUGUCGAGGGAUGGCGGCUGUGGGGAAGCAGUGGACAGAACGUGGAUGAUGUCCUCCGGUAUCUGGACUUUGCAGACAAGGAUGCGCUGGAAGCGGGUGAUGGGGACAUCGAGGCCAGGAUGCGAAUCAUGGAGGCCAUGCUCCGGUGGAGAUGUGGAGUUCCCACCGCCCCUGAUACAUUGUGGUCCUAUCCGUUCCAGACAAAUGACCCCUUUGUAAUGCAGUCCUGUCCGCACAUCUUCUUCGCGGGCAAUCAGCCUCGGUUCAAGACGGCGGUGUUGGAAGGCGACUCUCCCCUUCAACUUAACGGAGCUGAUGCAGAGAUGACCGACGCAGCCGAUAAUACUGGUGCGCGUGUCCGUCUGCUGUCGAUUCCCAAGUUCAACGAGACCGGGCAGUUGAUACUCGUGGAUAGCGAGACACUGGAGGUCGAGAACCUCAUUGCCAUGCAAAAUUCCGAGAUAACUGGACUCCGUAGUUCCAGCUGGCACGUCCCCCGCUACCACGAAUGGAUGCAAGACGAGGAAAUCCAGGCCGCCACCGCCUCGGAGCCUCUCACGCUCGAAGAGGAGUACGCCAUGCAGCGCAGCUGGCGCCGGGACGCCGACAAGCUUACUUUCAUCCUCUGCUUGCCUGUUGCCCCGGCUCAGCCUGGUGGCGAAGACGAAAGUCAAGAGCAGAGGCAAGGGCCAGGGCUAGGGCUACGCCCGCUCACAAACGAAGAUGAUGCUCCCGGGCAGAUGCUCGGCGACAUCAACCUCUUCCUCCGGGUUGAGGAUGGGGAGGACGGGACGUCGGCGCCGGAGAUCGUUGGGGAGAUCGAGCUCAUGAUUGCGGACAAGGCGCGUCAGCGGCGGGGGUAUGGGCGGGCUGGUCUGCUUGCGUUUCUGCG